AUCGGAGAAGAUGCCUUUGGAAAAAUGAUACCCGACCAACGGGGAUUCAAUUAUGCACAGCUUCUGUUUCCCGUUGGAGUCCUUCCUUAGAGCCGUCGGCCAAUCAAAGGUAGAUUAUUUUAGUUUGGACAUCGGGGGACUGGAUUACAGUGUCCUCAGCAUCAUCCCCUGGGACAUUCUAGACAUCCAGGUCCUGAUGGUGAAAACCAACAAGGGAACGAGGAAUGAGAUCUUGAAGCUAAUGGCUGAUAUGACGAGGAAAUGGGACGACGAAGAGCUGUACCUGAGGGUCUGGGAGAAAGGAGAACGGAUUUCGGGGAAUGACCCCCGCCUGCUGCAAUACAUCAGGGACCAGGUUCUCAUUCCACCUCUUUCCAGGGAUGUGCCCUACAAGCUCGCAGACCCGAGGAAACAGCACUUCUCGCAGUCUCAGGAGCAGAUAAUUUUCCUGAAUGAAUCCUUUGGCGACUCUAAAGGAGGAUUCUUCAUCGAAGCAGGAGCGUACGAUGGUGAAACUUUUUCCAAUACACUUUGGCUCGAAAGGGAGAGAAAUUGGACCGGUCUUCUUAUCGAACCCGAUUCUGCAAAUUUCGACACUUUGAUGGGGAAGCAGAGGAAGUCAUGGUUGGCUCAUUCUUGUCUAAGUCCUGUCCCUUAUCCUCAAAUGAUGACUUUAUUUGGAGGGAAAGCAGUUGGAGAGAUGAUACCUGGAAAACAGGGAAACAAUGAGGAACGGAAUCUCGUUUGUUUCCCGUUAGAGUCACUCCUCGUGGCCAUCGGCCAACAUAAUGUAGACUUCUUCAGUUUGGACAUUGAGGGACUGGAUUACGAUGUCCUCAGCAACAUUCCUUGGGACAUACUAAAUAUCCAACUCCUGAUGGUGGAAACCAACAAAGGAACAAGAGAGGAGAUCCUUGAUUUCAUGGCUGAUAAGAAAUAUCGACACGUGAAGAAGAUAUACGUCGAUGACAUUUUCGAGAAAUCCUAUCAGUAG
This is a messenger RNA of Darwinula stevensoni, 994 nucleotides long. NCBI's taxonomy places the organism in Eukaryota, Metazoa, Arthropoda, Ostracoda, Podocopida, Darwinulidae. The record is from the annotation of a GenBank genome assembly.